AUGAAUAUGGCAAAGCUUCGUCAAAUUUUAGAAUUUAGAAGAGCUACAAAAAUGCCUCCAUUACUGCCACCUAAAAGAAGCAAAAAGCAAGAUGAAGGAAAAAGAAAUAAUCAAAGAGAAAUUUUAGAUAUUCAUUUAAAAUUAAGAGAAUUUAUUGGAACAAGAAAAACAGAAAAUGGAGGUUCUAGUAUUGUUUGUGCUUUUUCUGAAAGUGAGGAAACACAAAGGGGGCCAUGGAAAGUGACAACAGCAAGCGAAUUAUUAAAUUCGGGGUUUGGCAAAAAAUAUUUUGAAUUACCAAAUGUUUUCGCAAUUGAAUUUCAAUUAGAAAGACAGCAAUAUUUACGUUUAGAUAUUUGUGAUUUACUGGAAACACAAAAUGAAGCAAAAAGUUUUGGUUAUUGUGUUUUUUCCGUUUCGGAAUUAGUUUGUGCUAGAAAUGGGAAAAUACAAAGAAAAUUAAUUAAUGACGAGACUGGCCAAGAAAUUGCUGAGGCCCUCCUUUCAUGUACAUUAAGGCCAAAAACCCAUGCAAUAAUUCUUCAAUUUGCAGCUAAUAAUUUAUAUAAAAAAGGAAUUAAUGCUACAACACAAAUUUUUUUCGAAAUUUAUCGACUUCCAAUUGAUGGUUGUUGUGAAGAUAAUAUUGAAUUUGAAAGAGGAAAUAAUAUUGAGGAUGAAUUAAAUGCCAAUACUAGUAAUGGACAAAGAAAAAUAUCCAUUUCUGGUUCUCCUACAGAAAUUAGUGGAACUGCAAAAAAUAAAAAUUCAUUAAUUUAUCGAAGUGAAAGUCUAAAGUGGAAUUCUGGAAGAAUUAUUUGGAGAACCUUUACUCUGCAAUCAUCAGAAAUUUGUGGAGGAAACCAGCAAUUAAGAUUUAGAUGUUUACAAGAAUUAGAUCAAUCAAAAUUGCCAGAUUCCCCUCCUCAAGUUUUGGGCGAAUUUACAACAGAUUUUAAUAAAUUACAGAGAGGGCAAGGAUUCGAAAAUAUUUAUUUUCUUAGUUAUGAAGGUAACAGAAAUAGAAAAAAGAGUGCUGGAACUUUUGAACUUUGUCGAUUUCAUCAAGCUUAUAACCCCUCGUUUUUGGAAUAUAUUUUUGCUGGUUCUUUUCUUAAUUUAGCAUUUGCUGUUGAUUUUUCUCGUUCGGAUUCUGCUGUAGAUGAAAAUAAUUUGAGGCGUUAUGUGAGUGAUGUUGAAUUAUCUAUUUCUGCUUUUGGAGAACCUUUGAGAGAAUUUCAAAGUUCCAAUUCCUAUGCUGCUUUUGGGUUGGGUGCUAAAAUUCCUCCUCAAUUUAGAGAGUCUCAAGAAUUUUGUUUGAAUUUAGAAACCGAUCCUUAUUGUAGAGGCCUUUCUUCAGUCUUCUCUGCCUUCAAAACAUCAUUUGUUAAUGUCCAACCAUUAAAUAUGGCACAUUUAUCUCACGUUAUUUAUUAUGUGGCAAAAUUGGCACAAAAUUCUCUUUCCCGUGCUUCUCCAGCUUUAUCUUCUGGUAUGGAAACUAUAACUGAUUAUAAUGCUCCUAAUUAUUUUGUUCUUGUAAUUAUAACUAGAGGAGUUUUUGAUGAUCUUAAAGAAACUGUACAAGUAAACAAAUAAAUUAUAAUCUAAAACACAUAAUUUUCAUAACAAAGAUUCUAAUAAUAAAAUUAUUUUUAGGCAAUUAUUUUCGCUUCUCGUUCACCAAUU
Molecule: messenger RNA, 1689 nt
Organism: Meloidogyne enterolobii
Lineage: Eukaryota; Metazoa; Nematoda; Chromadorea; Rhabditida; Meloidogynidae
Source: the annotation of a GenBank genome assembly